AUGGCUACAGACAGAAAGUCGUCCUCCAUCGACGGCACCGACAUGGAGAAGCCACACGUGGACGCGCUCGAAAAGGUCCGCCGCGACGGCGGUGGUGCCAGCACCGCCGAGGUAGACGACUUCAUCGCGGACAUGGAGCACGAGCUGGAAGCCGCCGGCGGCCUGAAGACGGGCUUCUUCCAGGUGCAGUUUGCCAACCCCAAGCACUUCACCUGGCUCUUGGUGGCCUUUGCCAGCAUGGGCGGUCUCCUCUCCGGGCUGGACCAGAGCCUCAUCUCCGGCGCCAACCUGUACCUGCCGCGGGACUUGGGCCUCUCGGAGCGCCAGAACAGCCUGGUCAACGCGGGGAUGCCUCUCGGCGCCGUUGGUGGCGCGCUCAUCCUGUCGCCCACCAACGAGUACUUUGGCCGCAAAUGGGCCAUUCUCAUCUCCAUCAUGCUCUAUACCGUCGGUGCCGCGCUCGAGGCUGGUUCGAUCAACUUUGGCAUGAUGGUUGCCGGUCGAGUUGUUCUCGGCAUGGGUGUCGGUCUCGAGGGUGGUACCGUGCCCGUCUAUGUCGCCGAAACAGUCGAGCGCCGAAUUCGCGGCAACCUGGUCUCCUUGUACCAAUUCAACAUUGCGCUCGGCGAGGUUUUGGGCUAUGCAGUGGCUGCCAUGUUCCUCAAGGUCCCCGGCAAUUGGCGAUAUAUCCUCGGCUCGUCCCUGGUGUUCUCGACCAUCAUGUUCUUUGGCCCCCGAUACCUCAUGCAUAAAGGCAAGAAGCUGGAGGCGUUCAAGGUCUGGAAGCGGAUCCGCGGUGUCGCCGGGGCAGAGUCCAAGGAAGAGUUUUACAUCAUGGCAAGCUCUGUGCAGGAAGAGGAGACUGUCGUUCAAGAGGGCGCCAAGAACAAGAAUUAUCCCUGGAUGGACUUUCUCACGUACGUGUUUUUCCUUGCUGCUGGUGGCGUGGAAGUGUCUAACAAACCCUGGCACAGUGUCCCUCGUGCGCGACGUGCGCUCGUGUACGCCAACAUCAUGAUCGUGCUCGGACAGGCGACGGGCGUCAACGCAAUCAUGUAUUACAUGUCUGUUUUGAUGAACACGAUCGGCUUCAACGCCGACGAUGCAAACUACAUGUCUCUAGUCGGUGGCGGGUCGCUGCUGCUGGGCACCAUUCCCGCCAUUUUCCUGAUGGAGACUUGCGGACGCCGUUUCUGGGCCAUCAUGAUGCUUCCGGGCUUCUUCAUCGGUCUCGUCCUCAUUGGUGUUGCCAACCUUUUCGACCCGCACACGAAUCUGAAAGCGGCCGAAGGCAUCUACCUCACCGGUCUCAUCAUCUACAUGGGCUUUUUCGGCUCGUAUGCCUGUUUGACAUGGGUCAUCCCGUCCGAGGUCUAUCCCACCUACCUGCGAAGUUACGGCAUGACGACAUCCAGCGCUCUCCUUUUCCUGGUUUCCUUCAUCGUCACCUACAACUUUAGCGCGAUGAGGGACGCCAUGACCCCCACGGGUCUCAUGCUCGGUUUCUAUGGUGGCAUCGCCGUCAUCGGUGAGGUCUAUCAGAUUCUCUUCAUGCCCGAGACCAAGAACAAGACAUUGGAGGAAAUCGAUCUCGUCUUUUCUCGACCGACAAUGGAUAUUGUGCGCGAGAACUGGCAGGGUGUCAAGGAGACGAUGGGUGACGCGUGUAGGGGCAGAUUCCGCAAGAUUCUCGCGGAGCAAACAAAGAAGCCCAAAUCAGAGGAUGGCCCGAUCGCGUAG
Molecule: messenger RNA, 1740 nt
Organism: Cordyceps militaris CM01
Lineage: Eukaryota; Fungi; Ascomycota; Sordariomycetes; Hypocreales; Cordycipitaceae
Product: plastidic glucose transporter 4
Exons: 4
Coding region: 1-1740 (579 amino acids)
Biological process (GO): transmembrane transport
Cellular component (GO): membrane
Molecular function (GO): myo-inositol:proton symporter activity
Source: RefSeq, a predicted model, not a curated record